Mus caroli (Ryukyu mouse) is the source of this 7265-nucleotide messenger RNA. It is a transcript of the gene Zbtb40, whose product is annotated as zinc finger and BTB domain containing 40. Gene Ontology annotation, molecular function: protein binding; DNA-binding transcription factor activity, RNA polymerase II-specific. Gene Ontology annotation, cellular component: nucleus. The record is from RefSeq and is a predicted model, not a curated record. Gene Ontology annotation, biological process: regulation of transcription by RNA polymerase II. Lineage: Eukaryota; Metazoa; Chordata; Mammalia; Rodentia; Muridae.
CCAAGAUGGCUGCCUUUUGGCGUCUCCAGCGCUGUUGAAUGGAGAAAGCUUUAUUGUUCCCUUCGGGCAGGAGUGUUCGUGUCCUCGAUGGCGCUGUCAAUAAAGAACGGCAGUUUGAAUCGGUGCUGAGCAGGACUAGGUGGAGUCUGAAGGGCUAGAGGAAGAAGUCAAGGGCAGAGCCACAGCAUGGAACUCCCCAACUACAGCCAGCAGCUGCUUCUGCAGCUCUACGCCCUGUGCAAGGAGCAGCGGUUCUGUGAUUGCACCAUUUCCGUCGGCAACAUCUACUUCAGGGCCCACAAGCCAGUCCUGGCAGCAGCCAGCCUCCUGUUCAAAACCCUGCUGGACAGCACAGACGCCAUCUCCAUCGAUGCAUCGGUGGUGAGCCCUGAAGAGUUUGCCCUCUUGCUAGAAAUGGCAUACACCGGCAAGCUACCUGUGGGCAAGCACAACUUCUCCAAGAUCAUCUCCUUAGCAGAUAGCCUGCAGAUGUUUGACGUGGCCGUCAGUUGUAAAAACCUUCUGACCAACCUGGUAAACUGCUCUGUCCAGGGGCAGGUGGUAAGGGAUGUCUCAGUGCUGUCCUCAGAGGCAGGGAGCAAGGAGUCAGAGAAGCCACAAGUAGAAGCCCUCUCCUCUGAAGGUGCUGGGGAGCCCUCUUCUUCUCCGGAAGUUUCUGCCGUGCCAGCGGGCCCUGAGAAAGCCAAGACCCAGGACGUAAUCAACAUAGCUACCCAAGAGAUAAAUGCAGACCCUCCCGUUGCCCAAGAGGUUCAGGUGGCUGCAGAGAUCACAGGGGAGACUCCUCACACAGCUGAGGUUUGUUCCCCUUCCCCUGUUGGACAAAUCCCAAGUGAGACGAAGGAAGCCAAUACAGAAGCAGAGUGUGAGACAAAGCAGGACCAACUGACUCUCCUGCUAGAGCAUGAAAGCGUCUUCUCAGAUGCAGCCUUGCUCACCCCAGACACCCUGAGAAGACUGGCAGGAUGCUCAGAGAUCGAAGGGCCUCAGAAGGAGACCAUAAUGGAAUGUCUCACGAGCGAAGGAGGCAGUUCAGCGUUCCAGAGAAUUCUGGACAAAGUGCACAAGGGGAGCCUGGAUGUGCAGGUGGCUCUGUCUCUGGUGAGACUAUACCAGGAGUCUACACCUGCAGAGAAAGUGUCUCAGAUUCAGCCAGAAGGGAGCUCAGGAGAGGGAAAGACCUUGUCUGUUCUGUUACUGGAACACAAAGAGGACCUGAUCCAGUGUGUAACACAGCUCAGACCUAUUGUGGAGUUCCUGGAAACAGCCAAGGAGGAAUUCCUGCCAGAUUCCGAAAAAAGGGUGAUUCAGAGCUGCUGUGAGGGCAGAACACCCAAGGAGACGAUAGAGAAUUUGUUGCACAGAGUGACUGAAGAGAAGACCCUGCCUGCCAAAAGUCUGGUAAAACUCCUCCAGGCUGUGAGGACAGCGUUCCCAAACCUGGACCACCUGCUGGACAAUUUGCAGAAAGGAGCAGGAUCAGCCGGCGCCACAGGCCUGGCCAGAGUCUCCUGUGAGACGGAAUGGACAGAGGAGCCCCGGCCGGUGUGCAUUCCAGCAGACCGAGUGGAUGGAUCCUCCCCUAACCCUGAUGCUUACGGAGCUGAGCUGUUGAGAAAGUACCAUGAGAACCUGUCUGAGAUUCUCAUAGACAACCAGGUGCUGCUGAAGGUGAUCUCACGGAUGAAAAGCUUAGCCCCUGGAGACAGAGAGGUCAUGCAGACCCUCGUGAAACAGGACUCUGGCUCAGGUGGCUUCAGUUCCCUGAUGUUAGCAGCUCUGGAAAGGCAGACUCUCUCAGCAACGGCCAUUUGGCAACUACUGCUAGCAGUUCAAGAGCCUGAGACCUGCCCACUGAACCUGCUCUUGGAGGAAGUAGGAAAGGAGGCUGGCGCUGGGGCUUUCUUCCGGGUAGUGACUGCCCCAGAGAGCACAGUAUUGGAAGCCAUCCUGAGGCACAGCAAACUGCUCCGGGAAGCCAUCCAGCAGACAGCGGGGUGUGAGCGCCUUUCUUCAGAGGAAGAACACCUGGCAGAGAUCGUGCAAGAGAUGCUGAGCAUAUCCUCCGAGACAGUGAGCCCUGAAGCCUCCCUGAGAGCGGUGCUGAGCAAAGCCAUGGAGAAAUCUGUCUCGGCCUCUGUGGUCUGUCACCUCCUCUGCAGUAUCCACAAGUCUUUCCCUGGCCUGCAGCCCCUCAUGCAGGAGUUGGCACAUGUUGGUUUCCUUACCAAGGAAAGCGGAGAGGAGAGGUGGAAGGUGACUGAUGGUCUUCACCCUGGAGCCAAGGACAAAGCGGAGGAAGCAGCCAAGGCAACCAGAGAAGACUGCCAGGCCAAUGAACAAAAGGAGCAGGGAGAGCCUGGACCCGUGCCAGAGCAACAGGAGAAAGACACUUCUGCCUCCCCAGACUCUGCCAAGAAGAGCUUCGUCUGCAAAGCCUGUGACAAGAGCUUCCAUUUCUACUGCCGUCUGAAGGUGCACAUGAAGCGCUGCCGGGUGGCCAAGAGCAGGCAGGUGCAGAGCGAGGAGGGCAGCGAGACCAAGGGCUCGGAGAAGGGGCUGGAGAAGCAGCAGCCGGACGCCCGAGGCACAGGUGGGGAGCCCGAUGCCCCCAAGAAGAAGAAGAAGCGGCUGCCAGUGACAUGUGACCUCUGCGGAAGAGAGUUUGCCCACGCCUCAGGCAUGCAGUACCACAAGCUGACCGAGCACUUCGACGAGAAACCUUUCUCCUGUGAGGAAUGCGGGGCGAAGUUUGCAGCCAACUCUACCCUCAAGAACCACCUGCGCCUGCACACCGGGGACCGCCCGUUCAUGUGCAAGCAUUGCCUCAUGACCUUCACGCAGGCCUCCGCCCUGGCUUACCACACCAAGAAGAAGCACUCAGAAGGGAAAAUGUACGCGUGCCAGUACUGUGACGCCGUGUUCGCCCAGUCGAUCGAGCUAUCCCGGCAUGUGAGGACCCACACCGGGGACAAGCCGUAUGUUUGUAGGGACUGUGGAAAGGGCUUCCGGCAAGCCAACGGCCUCUCCAUCCACCUGCACACCUUCCACACAGACAUAGAAGAUCCUUAUGACUGCAAGAAAUGCAGGAUGAGCUUCUCCACACUGCAGGACCACCGGAAGCACAUCCACGAGGUGCACGCCAAGGAGUACCACCCCUGCCCCACAUGCGGGAAGAUCUUCAGUGCCCCUUCCAUGCUGGAGCGGCACAUGGUGACCCAUGUGGGAGGGAAGCCCUUCAGCUGUGGGAUCUGUAACAAGGCCUACCAGCAAUUGUCUGGAUUGUGGUACCACAAUCGGACGCACCACCCAGAUGUGUUCGCUGCUCAGAACCAUCGGUCACCCAAGUUCUCAUCACUGCAGUGCAGCUCCUGUGACAAGACCUUUUCCAAUACUGUCGAACACAAGAAGCACAUCAAAACAGAACACACAGAUGUGAAGUUCCAUGAGUGUGACCAGUGCAAGGAGCUCUUCCCCACACCCGCUCUGCUCCAGGUUCACGUCAAGUGCCAGCAUUCAGGGUCGCAGCCAUUCCGGUGCUUGUACUGUGCAGCCACCUUCCGCUUCCCGGGAGCCCUGCAGCACCACGUCACCACAGAGCACUUCAAGCAGUCGGAAAGCACCUUCCCCUGCGAGCUCUGUGGCGAGCUCUUCACCUCCCAGGCCCAGCUUGAUAGCCACUUGGAGUCUGAGCACCCAAAGGUGGCAGGCACUGAGUCCCAGGCAGCUGCCUCUCGCAUGGUGCAGGUGAUCCGAGCUCCGGAGCCAGCGGCCCCGGCCGAGCAGGUGAUCACGUUGGAGGAGACGCAGCUCGCUGGCUCGCAGGUGUUUGUGACCUUGCCAGAUUCACAGACCUCUCAGAACAGCUCCGAGCUUGUGGCAGUGACGGUGGAGGAUUUGCUGGAUGGUACUGUCACAUUGAUCUGUGGUGAGGCCAAGUGAGUGGCUUCCUUCAGUAGAGGAGCCCGUGCUGUACCAGCAAGGAUGCUCUCCCCCUGCCUCUGCUCUAGCUGCUCUGCUGAGCUCCACCCUGGUGCUCUCACUUGAAAAACAAAGGCUUUGUCGUUCUCAUAGGAUCCACAGUGUCUGAGCUAUCCACGCUGACACCAAUACUACCGCCCUGUGUGGUGGAGCCUCAAUCCUCCAGGCUUCAGCUCAGGCCUGGACUCCACCCACCCCAGGGAAGUCUGGCUUCUGGAAUCAGAGUCUGGGGGAAUCAGAGUGGAGGGGAGUUGGUAGCCAGGAUGGCCAAGGAGAUGCAGCAUGCUGGCUGCCCUCAGGAGCAGGGAGUUACCCGAGUCUGAGCCAGCAGAGGGCCACAGACACCGCCAGUGCCUCUGCCAGGGAACCACCCACAUAGCCUCCAGGGACUCCUGCGUGGCAGCUUGUCCUCCCCGGCCCCUGCUCAGGUUCCUCUUGGAGGCUGUAAGACAGGUGGCCAUGUUAACAGUGCAGGGUCGCAUUGGCAUCCCUGAUCCUCCCUGCUCUGUCUUUCCCAAAACACAGCUUCAGAGCAUUGCCACUGGGGGGCAGCUUCAUGUGAGACCAUCCUGCUGCCUCUGCCUUGCUGGGUGUUCAUUGCAUUCCCAUAUCAGAACCUCCCUGUGAGGCUCUGGCCUGCCACACCUUCUGCUAAUCAAGGCUGAAGCAUCCCAGCCUGGAGACCUCUUGCUGACUUCCUCUGUACCAUGUGAUAGCCUAAUGAAGCAGCUCCUGGGGGCAGGCAGGCCUGUGCCUGCACGUGACGGAUUAGAGGCAUCUGAGGUGGCCUCUGCUUCUCCUGUGGCCGGCCCACAUGCCUAGUGCAUGGCCUGCUCCCUGGGAUCCCCCUGGCUGCAUGCUUGCUGCAGUGCCAUGCUCCUUUCAAGUCUGAGUGUCACAGAGCCUUUUAUCUUCAGUUCCUGACACACAGUCUGGUAAUUGAUGGCUUGUGGAAUCCGGUUGGAAGUGCAAUUAGAUGGAUGUUGGUUCCUGCUGCUCAGAGAGAAGGGCUCGCAUCUAGCUUGCUUUUCUAGAAGCCCAAAGAGAGGAGUGGGUCAUCACAGUAUUUGCCCAUCAGGCCGGGCUCCCUGUCACCUGGUGUGGCUGAUUCCCUACAGAGGGAAUGCCCUGAUUUGACACUCACCUUUAAGCCACCUGCUCUCAGAGAUAAGCCCACACCUUCCUGCCAAGUGCAGCUUGCAGAAGCAUGUGCAGAGAGGAGGGUCUCGUCUGAUCAUGGCGGAGAUGCAUCGCCACCAUGCCUCGGCGGGCUCACAGGGAGACAGGCGGUGGCAGCUUAAACGGCAGCCGAGUUCAAGGCCUGCUGCCCUUUGGCCUCAGCUUGGCAUAAGGCAGCACUGGUGAGUUUCUAUUCCAGUGAUGGCCAGCCUCUCCCAGUCAGCCCCACCCUCCUCAUUGCAUAUGCAAAUCGUUUGAACUCAUCAGCUAGGGAAUCUCCCCUUUCUAAACGUAAAUGUUUUUCAAAGCAAGUCAGCCUCAGAAACCAAGCACUGACCAGAAGAUGGUGCUCGAGCACCGAGGCUUCACCUCCCUGGUUUCUCCGCUGCGGCCCUAGCCUGCUGGCUUUCAGCCCCGCGCCUGCCAGCCGACCAGGGGAGCUCCCGAUCUGUAAGUGGAGUGAUGGUUCCUCAGUCCAUCGUCCAGGCUUCUGUCAGGAACAGCACCUCACAAGCUGUGGAGGACUUAGGAACUGUAGUGUCACCAACAAAGUCUUUUUCCCAGCAAAAGGCAAACCUCGCAGAGGUCCUGAGAGAGAAAGUCAGUCUCUAAAUACAAAGAGCUGUAAGGUAGAAACCCGAGUGUCUGAGAAACACAGUCUCGUUUUCCUGGAACCUGGGUGGUGUGCUACCUACCUUCAGUCACCAGACCGUAGUUGGCUGCAGAAAGCCUUAGGGCAGGUUGGCUGGCUGCCCAUCCUUGGAUGCACAGCUCUGUAAUACACACUGCUGGAGGCACAGCAGUGCUGGGUCUAGAGUAUGGAGAAUUCCUGUCCUCAAUGAGCUCUGUGCUGGUGACUAGUGGCCUCUGCCCCAGCUGCCUGUCUUUUUACAGUGGCUCUGAAGAAGGUGAAAAAUCUCCAUCUGCUGCCCUAGAGACCUGCCAUGUGGGCCUCCGUGGUCCACAUUGCUUUUGCAAUGGAACUGUGGCUCCAUUUGCUUCAGCCUCAUGAAUACUGCCUGCCUAGCCCGCGGGCAGGAGCUAGAGGAGCCUCCAGGUACCUUGGAAUUUGUGUAUUUAAGCAAUGGGGCCCCAGUCUUCCCUAAGGCUCCUGAGCCAGCCACCAAAGAGGGGAAGGCAAUGCCAAGCUGGAGUCUGGUUGGCCCGUCACUGGUGUAUGGACUGAGCAGGUGAGACUUGCUGUCCACAUGCAUGAGCAGAGCCUAGGCCAGCCUGUGAGAUAAAGGUCUUUCUCAGCUGUUUUAUCAGGAUGGACUCUACUGUCUUCUAAGCUGUGUGACAGAAAAGCUUUGAGUUCCGUCAGUAUCCAAGCCUGCUGUGAUGUAAGUUCUGGGCCUGUGUGUUGUACUGGCCAUUCUACAGAAGCCUCCAGCCCAUGCUGACCACAGGAGAUACCUCAGCCUUGUCCCUAGGGCCUGAGCACUGAUGGUUAGGACUGAGAUGAGAGGGAAAGAUCUCUGUAGUCCUGAGGAUGGAAGGGUGUGCCUUUAAAUUUCUUGUGCCUGAAAACCUGUACUGACAAAGGAUGGAGACCCUGACGGCCCCACUUAGAGUGGGCAAGUGCUUGCCAGGAACAGAAGUGUUUCUUCUGGAACUAGAAAGUUGGUCAGUGGUGGAGAUGACAUUGGUUUGUUCUAGUCAGCUCUCCCACCCCAGCUUUGUUCUUCUGGGUCCCGUCUGUCCCAGCAGACACUUGGAAGAAAUUGAGAGUAAGAGACUUAGGGCUGAGGGAGUCAAAGGAGGUUCAUAGUUUUGUUGCUGUGGAAACCUUGGGUCACCGAGGACUUAUACUAAAACUCAGAAACUCAAACUUACUCCAGUCUAACUGGGCCUAUAAAGAAGAGGAGAGUGGUGAGUUCUUUGGGGACUGUGUUGUUGAGGAAAUCGUUCCUUGAGCAAUUUUACAUCGCCUCCAAAUUGUGAAGCUGGCCGCGGUUUCCCGCCGCUGCUCGUUUCCACCCAGGGCCAGGACAGCCAGCCCCGUGAGAUGUGAAAACUGAUUGCAAACUAGAGCUGCUCGAGAUGCACUGUGGAGAGAAAUAAAGUCUGUACUUAGGAAGCAA